AUGGCUAUUGGCGACUAUGCUCUUUCUAGGGGAAAUGUCUCAACGAUAAUUUCUGGCAGACUAAAGAAUAUGAUUUGUCAUACACACAUUGGGCAAAUAACUGAGCUAUUAAAAUGCAUAAUGGCAUCAGACUACUGGACGCUUAUAAGCGAAAUUGUCCUAUAG
Messenger RNA from Nematocida ausubeli, 165 nucleotides. RefSeq lists its product as uncharacterized. Bases 1 to 165 code for a protein of 54 amino acids. Lineage: Eukaryota; Fungi; Microsporidia. The transcript has a single exon. The record is from RefSeq and is a predicted model, not a curated record.